Messenger RNA from Effrenium voratum, 1732 nucleotides. The record is from the annotation of a GenBank genome assembly. NCBI's taxonomy places the organism in Eukaryota, Dinophyceae, Suessiales, Symbiodiniaceae.
UGGAGACACAUCAGCGCCUUGGCCUGUGUUGGCAAUGAAUUGCGAAGCGGAUGCAGCCCCCAAGGCGGCCGUCCAUCAGAGACAAGCUUGACAGGCGAAAGUCACUUCAGGAUGAGCUCUUAGCUGUCGAGAGCGAUGAGGCUCAUGACUCCACUCCCAGAAACAACGAGGAUGAUGAUGAGGGAGAGCUGUGGUGCGGCAACGAGGGGACCGGCUUGGACAUGGAGGAGAGCGAGGAGAGCUCCUUCAUGGAUGAGGAUGAAAUUGAGGCGCGUUCUGAAUUGCAAGAUGGCGACCGUGAGAGUCAAGACAAGAUUCUUGACUGGUGGUGCCAGCGUCAGCUGCUGCGAGUGGUGAGAAGACUUGCGCGUCUUCCGAAGGCUGGCCCCUUCAAGGAGCCACUUCCUUGGAAUGAACUGGGUCUUGAUGAUUAUCCGGAGGUUAUAUCAGAUCCAAUUGAUUUGAGGACCAUAGCUGCAAGACUGCAGGAUGGGGAAUACAAGGAUGAAGAGGGCUUUGUCAAUCCCGACAUCUUCUGGCAGGAGGUGGCUCAGUGCUGGGAAAAUUGCAAAGUCUACUACGAGGAUGAUACUGAGAUUGAAGCUGUACGAAUGGCGGAGGAGAUGCGCCUGGAGGCUGAGGCGUUGGAAGAGGAGUUCUGGCAAGACCUUGAAAAGUUCGAAGAAUCGCUUGACCGAGUCAAGGGGAAGGCGCUAAGCAAAGUCGCGGCGGUUGCAGAUGUUGCGAAAGGUGCCAUGCAGGAUGCGGCGAGCUUGGCUAUGCAAGAGUCAAUGAAGCUUGCCAAGCGCACACAAGAUUGGUGGAACAAGCUUCGAGGCAAAAAACCUGAAGAGCUGGAGAAGAAAGACAUCCACGUUCUCCAAAUUGAGGUGAAGCCACGCUUGCGGGAUCAUUUCUUGGAGAUGCUGAAGAUGCGUUUCCGAGUGGAUGGGUGGGAGGACGUCAUGGGCAUCGAAGAAGAGGUGAUCGUGGGCAUGCGUGAGAACUGGCCUAUUCUGGAGGAGGAAUCAGAUUUGGUUGGCUACCUGCCUGAACCUGGUGCCAACUUCUCCAAGAAAGUGGCUAUCGAGAGGCUGCUUCCAACGAAGUACGUGGCCUACGUGCAUGGUGCAAGCCGCAGUACUCGGCAUGCUCGUGGGGAGUCAUCGCUGGCGAGCAGCAGGAGCAGCGUCCGCUCCUCCCGCUUUGGCGCAGCCAUGACUGGGUCUCGCCGAAACUCGCAUGAGAGCUCACGCGCCGGAUCUCGCAUGGGUUCACGGGGACAAUCUCCCGCAAGGUCUGAGACCUCGGCCAGCAGGCAGCAGACACCCCGAUCCUACAGGUCUGAAGGUGAAGGCUCUAUUUCGGCCUUCUCGCACGGCUCAGACGCCUCGAAGAUGAUGAACAGGGCUGUCCGUGCCUCGGUGCUCGAGGCUGGUGUGGCUCAGGUGCCGGGAAUCGAAUCAUCAUCAGAGUCGGACCCGGAAAAGCCAGAGAUCAACGCUCCAUCCGUCCAACGGCUGUCCAUGAUGAUGCCCCCAAAGGGCAGGACCUCUGUCGUUGGCAAGGCGUGAUCGCGCUCAAGGUUAAGGGCAUGCUGAGCUAGGUAGUUGUAUUUUAGUUUGUGUCACCCACAAAGUUGCCCCGAAAUGGCAAGGGCAAUAUGUACAUAGCAUAAGCAACACUCGAAUGUUGCCAGUGCAUUCGGAACAGCGUCGGGAUUGAGCUUGCC